GUACUCACGCGUGUGUAGUUGUAAAGAGCAAUAAAAUGCAGCUGUAAAUUCACAACGUCAACAAAAAGAUAAACUUGUGUGCGCGUAGCGACAUACAGCUGUCGUGUUAACGUCUAUGUAAAAUGCCAGUGUGCUCCGCGUUCAAAUGCAAUGCUCGUACUGGGUGUAAAAAAGACAACAACAAAGUGACAUUUCACAGGUUCCCACUAAAGCAUCCCGAGAGACUCAAAAUAUGGAUCCGUAUCACGCAGAAAGAUGACUGGAUGCCCACGCCCAAUUCGGUCCUGUGCUCUCGACACUUUAAGGAGGACUGCUUUGACAGGACUGGUCAGACCACACGAAUCAGGGAGGGUGCAGUCCCAACCAUUGUCCUUUUCCCCCGCUACUCGAAGAAAUCUCAGCUGUUAGAGAGCCAGCAAUGUGAGCAAAAGAAAGUGACAAGGUCCCCUCGGCGACAGCGAGGCCGGCGUGGGAGGCGGGCCCACCCUAAAAAAGCGGGCCCGAGAGCUGAGCAGGCCUCCAACGUGAACCCACCUGCAAGCCAGAGCUCCUCCAGUGAGGCACCCCCUCCAGACCCUGACCCUGACCCCAGCAGUAAUGAGGCUGAAAGCCUUCCCCUGGCGGAGGGUCCUAUGGGCCAGGACGUGCCCAAUUCGGACCCCUCAUGCUCGAUGAUGGCUACAGCUGCGGUGGAGUACCGGCCCAGUGUCCUGACCUAUUUCAGCUAUGUGCCGCGGGUGGAGCCCAAGCCGCUGCUCCCCCUCGACCACCCGUAUGCUGUGACCGAGUCACCUGUCAAACUGAAGCGGCGCUGCAACGACAUCACGGACCGGCUAGAGGAGUGCCGGCGCAAGCUGAAAAUGGAGCAGCAGAAGGUGCGGCGCUGGCACCGUGAUGUUGGCCGGCUUAAGUCAGUGGUGAAGGCGCUGCGCCGGGAGAGCGCCACGCCAGCCAGCUGCACCGAGCUGGUGGAGGAGAACUUCAGCGGCGUGCCCAAGGAACUGGUAAAGAGGAUGCUGGGGGAGAAGCGAGGCCCCCUGGAGUAUGAUGAUGAGCUCAAGGCCUUUGCUGUGAAGCUCCGCCUCCUGUCACCCAAGGCCUAUGACUACGUGCGGAGCAGCUUCAAGCUGGCCCUUCCGCACCCACGCGUCAUGAGGCUGUGGCGCGCUCAUGGCAAGGACGGUGAUGGUGGCCAGCCUGAGCCGCCCCCUGCCGAGGCGGGGGACGCCAGAAAGAGCAGGGACAUGCAGGCAAAGAAGGGUGUGGCUCCACUGCGGGCGAGGACCGUGAUCCAACAGUGCCAGUAUGCCAGGCUCCGAGUGAAACAAGAGGGGGGCGACUCCUAUGAGGAGUGGGUAGAGAUUCACAAGGGAAUGGUGGUCUACAUCUGCUUUUUGAAAGGGGCCACGGAGAAGUUGAUCCCAAAAAUGGUGAACGCCCUGCUGAAUGUGAAACUGUUUGAGAUGGAGCCUGGCAAGCAGGUGUCUGUGCUGGACCUGCCUGGGAGCGUGCUUGUUGUGCCCCAGGUUGCGCUGGGGGGGAAGGCCAGGAGGCGGAGCCUGCAGUACCCCAGCAGCAUCGACAGCUGGAGGGGCCUGCAGCUGUAUGCCAGUUUCAUAGCGCAGCUGGAGAGCCAGCUGCUCUCAUCCAGCAAGUGUGCGGAGGCUGGGGUGGUGGUGCGGUACGGGGUGUACGGAGAGCAGCAGGCGUUGGUGCUGGACAGUGAUGGACUCUCAACACACCUGAUGGAAUUUUAGACCUCCGUGCUCUCCCACACCACAGUGCUUUACUUUCAGCGGACUAAAAGACACAAUGAUGGCAUCCCCUUCUCUGUGUCAGAAUUAA
Molecule: messenger RNA, 1845 nt
Organism: Megalops cyprinoides (Indo-Pacific tarpon)
Lineage: Eukaryota; Metazoa; Chordata; Actinopteri; Elopiformes; Megalopidae
Exons: 5
Coding region: 123-1757 (544 amino acids)
Cellular component (GO): cytoplasm
Molecular function (GO): D-aminoacyl-tRNA deacylase activity
Source: RefSeq, a predicted model, not a curated record